AUGUUGCAAGCAUUGGGAGGAUCAGUGCCUCCAAACACUGACCAUGCCGUCAGUGUAUCUUUACCAACAUGGAGGGCCAACGUCGGCUAUGAGGAAGGAGAGGAUUGGGUGAUGAAGAAAAUGGUGUGCGGUUAUCCCCGAUUCUUCGUUCACCCGACUAUUCAAAAGCUCGCCCAAGAGAUUGUUCGUCGCACCGGUAACCCCGACCUUGAAUCAGCGACUCUUUUCGCAUCGAUCAAAUCUGCGCGGAUCUGCCACACGUUCGUCCUCGGUAAAAUCCCAGCGGAUCAGGCAUACAAAGUGCGCAUCGUGAAUUUCAUUCCAUCCCCGCACACCGAGGCCGGAUCGACCGUGACGUCUUCUCUGUCGUGUGUCAUCUACCCGAAGGAAUAUGCCCCUCUCACCAAGCAGGUGUGGCAGCAUUCUGGAAAUGGAAUCUCCAGCCGACGUGGUGAAUUCUGUCUCGGUGCAUUGGAGGACGGUUUCUUGGUGGAGGAUAAAGGUACUGCAACUGCCGAAUCGAUCUCGCAGCGCCCUUGCAAAGGGCCACGGAGAUACCAAAGCAAGAAUGGCGCCAGAAAGGGCUCCGUCGGUGAUUCUCCUCCAAGGGAGAAUACCGAAGAUGGCCGAGAUUACGCCCAGUUCAUCGAGGAGCGCUUUGGACGCAACCUGAGCACUUCCCUUGCCACUCAGGCCAAGCAAGCUGUUCGCAAGCGCAUUGCCGGUGUCUUGACCGCCGAUGUUGAUCUGUCGGAGGCUUUGGCAGUGACCUCGUCCGAAGGCCGAGUGGCUGGCAUCUCAGAGGAGGAUGUGUUGCUCUAUCCUUCCGGCAUGAAUGCUAUUUUCAAUGCUCAUCAGACUUUAUUGGCCACUCGAGGAGAGUUGCCAUCUAUCUGUUUUGGGUUCCCUUAUACGGAUACUUUAAAAAUUCUCCAAAAGUGGGGGCCAGGUUGUCAGUUCUACGGUCACGGCUCCUCCGAAGACCUCGAUGAUCUCGAAGCCCGCCUGAAAUCCGGUGAACGCUUCCUGGGGCUUUUCACUGAGGCUCCAGGCAAUCCUCUCCUCAAAACGCCGGACCUUAAGAGAAUCCGGGCCUUGGCAGAUCAAUAUGGAUUCGCCGUGGUGGUCGAUGAGACGAUCAGUAAUUUCCUCAAUAUCAACAUCUUGCCUUUGGCUGAUAUCGUCGUCAGUAGCUUGACCAAGAUAUUCAGCGGAGACAGCAACGUCAUGGGAGGAAGUGCGGUCCUCAACCCUAAUGCACAGUAUUACGCAGCCCUCAAACAAACAUAUGAGCGGGAGUAUGAAGACAUCUACUGGGCUGAGGAUGCAGUAUUCCUCGAGCGAAACAGUCGGGACUUUGUGACUCGCAUUGAACAGAUCAACUCUACCACCGAAAACAUCACAGCUAUGCUGAAGGAAUCACCUUUAGUGAAAGAGGUCUACUACCCCAAAUAUAGCCCCACCAGGCCGCUUUACGACAGUUUCCGUACCCCCAAUGGAGGAUAUGGCGGUCUCUUUUCGGUCACAUUCCAUUCCAACGCCGAGGCCAUUGCUUUCUAUGAUACCUUGGAGGUCUUGAAGGGACCCAGUCUCGGGACAAAUUUCACUCUCAGCUCUCCAUAUGUCCUCCUGGCCCACUAUGGAGAACUAGACUGGGCGAGAUCCUUCAACGUCGAUCCGGACCUCGUGCGCAUCAGCGUUGGAUUAGAAGAGGUGCCGGAUCUGCGUGCCAGGUUCCAAAGAGCCCUGGACGCAGUCCAAAGCACCAAGCAAUAG
Molecule: messenger RNA, 1776 nt
Organism: Penicillium brevicompactum
Lineage: Eukaryota; Fungi; Ascomycota; Eurotiomycetes; Eurotiales; Aspergillaceae
Product: cystathionine gamma-synthase
Exons: 5
Coding region: 1-1776 (591 amino acids)
Biological process (GO): transsulfuration
Molecular function (GO): cystathionine gamma-synthase activity; pyridoxal phosphate binding
Source: RefSeq, a predicted model, not a curated record